This is a messenger RNA of Paramuricea clavata, 735 nucleotides long. The record is from the annotation of a GenBank genome assembly. Lineage: Eukaryota; Metazoa; Cnidaria; Anthozoa; Malacalcyonacea; Plexauridae.
AUUACAGCAAUUACAAGAUUACAGCAAUUACAAGAUUGCAGCAAUUACAAAAUUACAACAAUUGCAAGAUUACAGCAAUUACAAGAUUACAGCAAUUACAAGAUUACAAGGAUUACAAGAUUACAACAAUUACAAGAUUACAACAAUUACAAGAUUACACAAUUACAAGAUUACAACAAUUACAAGAUUACAGCAAUUACAAGAUUACAGCAAUUACAAGAUUACAACAAUUACAAGAUUACAGCAAUUACAAGAUUACAGCAAUUACAAGAUUACAAGGAUUACAAGAUUACAGCAAUUACAAGAUUACAAGAUUACAAGGAUUACAAGAUUACAACAAUUACAAGAUUACAGCGAUUACAAGAUUACAAGGAUUACAAGAUUACAGCAAUUACAAGAUUACAGCAAUUACAAGAUUACAAGGAUUACAAGAUUACAGCAAUUACAAGAUUACAGCAAUUACAAGGUUACAGCAAUUACAAGAUUACAAGGAUUACAAGAUUACAGCAAUUACAAGAUUACAAGGAUUACAAGAUUACAGCAAUUACAAGAUUACAAGGAUUACAAGAUUACAAGGAUUACAAGAUUACAAGGAUUACAAGAUUACAAGGAUUACAAGAUUACAGCAAUUACAAGAUUACAGCAAUUACAAGAUUACAGCAAUUACAAGAUUACAAAGAUUACAAGAUUACAAGGAUUACAAAGAUUACAAGAUUACAAGAAUUAGAAAAUUAG